Molecule: messenger RNA, 1386 nt
Organism: Penicillium pulvis
Lineage: Eukaryota; Fungi; Ascomycota; Eurotiomycetes; Eurotiales; Aspergillaceae
Product: putative UDP-galactose transporter
Exons: 4
Coding region: 1-1386 (461 amino acids)
Biological process (GO): pyrimidine nucleotide-sugar transmembrane transport
Cellular component (GO): Golgi membrane
Molecular function (GO): UDP-galactose transmembrane transporter activity
Source: RefSeq, a predicted model, not a curated record
AUGAGUGACCGCACACAACGCCAGCCGUCGUGGCUGCGGCAAACCGCGCACAAUGUGCCGUGGCUUUUGUUAGCGGCACAAUCCACAGCAUUUGUGUUGCUAUCCCAUUAUUCUCGAGUCAUGACCCCAGCCGGUGGGAAGCGUUACCUCACCUCUACUGCCGUCUUCUUGAAUGAAGUGGUCAAACUGGCGAUUUCCCUCACAAUGGCCCUCUAUGACGUAUCCAAGACCGCACCUCCCUCCAUGCCUGCCACCUCCCUCUUCUUCUCCCUUACCAGCACCGUUUUCUCCGGUGACAGCUGGAAGCUGGCCAUCCCCGCCGCUCUCGGUGUCCUCUCCAACACUCUCCAAUACAUUGCGCUUUCCAACAUGCGGGCAGCGACGUUCCAGGUCACAUUCCAGGUGCAGUUCUUGACAACCGCGAUCUUUGGACUAGUCGUUCUUCGACGGAAUAUUCCCGCUCGCAAGCUGGGUCUGCUGCUUCUGUUAGUGGUGGGUGUGGCUUUGGUUCAAAUGCCUGAUGCCAAUUCAGAGCAGAUGUCCAUUCACGACGAGGCUGCUUCGCUUCACUUUCCCCGGUCCCUGGAGGAGUGGAAGUCCGCCAAAGGCACCGCAGGAAAGAUGCACAAGCGCUCCGCUACAUACGAAGGUAUUGAAGAGGAUAUUCAGACCGCCGAUCCCCAUUUCGAUGCGACGAUUGGCCUGCUCGCGAUCAUUGGUGCUGCUGUGGCCUCAGGCUUCAGCGGUGUCUUUUUCGAAAAAGUCCUUCGCGAUAGCUCCAACAACACUUCGAUGUGGGUGCGCAAUGUGCAGUUGGCCAUCUACUCUGUCUUCCCCGCUAUCUUCAUUGGUGUCGGUUUCCGAGACGGCGAGAGUGUUUCCAAUGAUGGUUUCUUUCAGGGCUAUAAUUGGGCAGUGUGGUCAACUAUCGCUCUUCAGGCCCUGGGCGGCAUUUUAACCACCUUCUCGCUCCGUCAUACGCAGAGAGAUCCCAGCUGCGUGGCGACUACCACAACCACCAUCUUGAGCAUCAUUGGAAGCGUCUGGCUCUUCGAAUUCGAUCUCACACCCACUUUUCUUCUUGGCUCCGCUCUAGUCCUGGUCGCCACUCAUUACUAUGGCAACCCCAGCUUCAACCCUGCUGCCACUAAGAUGGGCGUUGCUCGCCCACCUCCAAUCCGCGUAGAUAACUACGAAAAGGGUGGCAGUUUCGACGAUGGCUCUCCCGUCUCUAACUCUCCCAACGACUUCUCCAUCAAGCUACCUACUACCCCCUUCUUGUCCGAUGGCAUGUCCUCGUCACGACCCACCUCCCCAAACCCGGGACACGCUCGGGUAAGCUCCAGUCGGAAUGUCAGUGCAAGCAACUACUUUGAGAAAGAGUAG